AUGCAGCUCACCUACGCCGCCGCGCUUGCUUCUGCGCUCUUUUCCUCCGUUGUCCUCGCCGCUCCCUCCGAGGCUGGUAGGAAGCCCGUGACAGCCACCAUCCAACUUGCCAAUGAUCAAUCCGGUGCCAACGCCAAUGUCGUCGUCCCUGUCGAUGGUGUGAAGCGACCCGUCCAGGAACUCUGGGGCAAAACUGCUAUUGCCCACAAUGGCCUUGUCUUCGCGUCGAGCGCUCAGAUGACAGCGUUCCAGCGGACGACAGUCUGCACCUUCACUGAAGAAUCCCGCCUGACUGCAAGCCUGAGCGGCCAAAAGACUUGGGUGUCCCUGGGCAGACCAGUCGUGGACCUUUGUUCUGCCUACGUUGUGUGUGUAUGUGAGGGAAUGUGA
Messenger RNA from Penicillium canariense, 390 nucleotides. RefSeq lists its product as uncharacterized. The record is from RefSeq and is a predicted model, not a curated record. The transcript has a single exon. The coding region runs from base 1 to 390 and encodes 129 amino acids. NCBI's taxonomy places the organism in Eukaryota, Fungi, Ascomycota, Eurotiomycetes, Eurotiales, Aspergillaceae.